Messenger RNA from Xiphophorus maculatus (southern platyfish), 2916 nucleotides. RefSeq names its product potassium voltage-gated channel modifier subfamily V member 1 (gene kcnv1). The record is from RefSeq and is a predicted model, not a curated record. The transcript has 4 exons. Gene Ontology annotation, molecular function: voltage-gated potassium channel activity; protein binding. Gene Ontology annotation, biological process: potassium ion transmembrane transport; protein homooligomerization. Bases 734 to 2215 code for a protein of 493 amino acids. Lineage: Eukaryota; Metazoa; Chordata; Actinopteri; Cyprinodontiformes; Poeciliidae. Gene Ontology annotation, cellular component: voltage-gated potassium channel complex; membrane.
CCGCUACAGCCUGACACAAGGUGGCGCUGCGGAGACAGAGCCAGAGCUCAGAAUGUGGAGCAGCGCCGCCAUCGAGCUGGACAGGAAACCAGUUUGUUUCUUAGCAACAGGAGAUAACAGCAGCUCCAGUAUGACGGGCGAUUAGGCUGUCCGGUUCUGGUUCUGGUUCAGUUCUAACUUUAUUCAGUAAAAUCUUGGUUGUGACUCCAGGACCUCCUGCUGUUCAGGUUUGGACCGGUGGUUCUGAUUGCCGUUCUGUCUCAGUACAGUUUGGUUAAAACGGUUCUGAUCCUUCAGCCAGUGAUGGAUCAGAAACGUUGGGAUGAGUGAUGGAUUCAGUCCAGGUGAACCGGGACGGGUUCUCCAGGAUUCUUCUUCUGGAACUCGGUUUGGGUCAGAGCCGACCCGGUUCAGAGGCAGAACGUGGACCCAGAGGAAAUCAUGAGCAGCUCAGGAAGAGAAGGAUCUAAAAAUAAAACGAAGGAACAGAAAUAAGACCAGGAGGAAGAGGAGGACGCUCCUCCUCCUCUUCAUCAUCCUCUCCCUCCUCCUCCUCGUCUUCCUCCUCCACUUCAAACUGCAGCGCCAACCUGAGCGGAAAGCAGAAGCUGCCGGACCCGCUGAACCGUCAGAAGCUCCAGCUGCUGCAGCGUUCUUCGUCUCCAAGUGAGGAAAGUUUUCAGCAGACGAUCCGGCAGCGACUCCACGGAAACCAGCUGCCGUCUCGUCCUCCAUGGCGGGCCUGGAGGUCUUUGCUGACGCCGCCUCCCUGCCGUCUUUGAACUCCAGCGUCUUCUUCAGUGAGACGCCGGAGCCGUGCGCUAGGGACCCGCUGAACGCCGUGGUCGUCAACGUCGGGGGGAGUCGCUACAUCCUGUCCCAGGAGCUGCUGGCGUCCCACCCGGACACCCGGCUGGGGAAGCUGGUCUGUUGCGGUCGAGACUCUGCGCUGGAGCUCUGCGAUGACGCAGACUUCCUCCAGAAUGAGUUCUUCUUCGACAGAAGCUCCCAACCCUUCCAGUAUGUGAUGAACUUCUACCAGACGGGUCACCUUCAUGUCAUGGAGGAGCUGUGUGAAAUCUCCUUCCUCCAGGAGAUCGAGUACUGGGGCAUCGACGAACUCCGCAUCAACUCCUGCUGCCGGGAACGCUACCACCGCCGAAAGGAGCAGAAAGAGUCCCUGGAUGUCCGCCAGGAGUUUGAGACCGACGAAGAAGAGGAGGACUUUGUAGGUGUGCUCUGUCCAGGCCUGCGUCGGCGUCUCUGGGACAUUCUGGAGAGACCGGAAUCGUCUCGCGCCGCCCGAACCUUCGGCUCCCUCUCCAUCUUCUUCGUGGUGCUGUCAGUCGUCAACAUGGUGCUGAUCUCUCUGGACCUGGACCAGGACUUCGGCGUGAGUUGGCUUGGCGCCGGCGGGCCACAGCUGCUUGACGCUGUGGAGUAUGUGUGUGUCCUGUGGUUCACAGGUGAGCUGGCGCUGCGCUUCACCUGCGUCCGGGACAAGUGCCGGUUCAGCAGAAGCAUCCCCAACGUGAUUGACCUGCUGGCCAUCCUGCCCUUCUAUGUGACGCUGGCAGUGGAGAGCCUCCAUGGCGGCUCCACCGAGCUGGAGAACGUGGGCCGGGUGGUCCAGGUGCUGCGCCUCCUCAGGACCCUGCGCAUGCUGAAGCUGGGUCGACACUCCACAGGCCUGCGGUCUCUGGGAAUGACCAUCGCUCAGUGUUACGAGGAAGUUGGCCUGCUGCUCCUCUUUCUCAGCGUGGGAAUCUCCAUCUUCGCCGCGCUGGUGUUUGCCCUGGAGCACGACCUCCCGGCCUCCACCUUCACCAGCGUGCCGGCCGCCUGGUGGUGGGCUACCACCUCCAUGACCACGGUGGGCUACGGCGACGUGCGGCCCGACUCGGCAGCGGGGAAGACGCUGGCCUUCCUCUGCAUCCUGUCCGGCAUCCUGAUCCUGGCGCUGCCCAUCGCCAUCAUCAACGACCGUUUCUCUGCCUGCUACUUCACCCUGAAGGUCCGGGAGGCCGCGCUGCGUCACGCCGACGCGCUCAGGAGGCUGACCCACGGCUUGCCGGGGGGCGGUGCCGAGCCCACCGGGGGCGGAGCCAACCUGAGGGACGCAUACGCCCGCAGCGUCCUGGAAAUGCUGCGACUGCAUCGCCGAGAGCGGGCAAGCACACGCAGCAGCGGGGGCGACGAGCUGUGGGGUAAAUAAGCUGCUGGGGGGUAAAUAAGCGAGCCUUGUUGCCCUGGUUCCACUAAGAGUUCAUUUAGUCAAACAGGAGGUGACACCCGCUGCAGUCAUCAUCCUUCUGGUUCCGUCCCGGUUCUUCCAGCCGACCCGGCGGCUCCAGACCUGAUGGCAGGAUAUUUAUGGAGGGGACGCCGGGAUUCUGGACCGGCCCGGUUUCCCACAGGCGGUUCUGGUCCGGCUGGCAGAAACAGAAGCUGGAGAUAAACAGGUUGUCAGCGGGAGAGUGGGUCCAGAUCCCGGUUCUGUUCCCUCUGGCGCCGUGGAUCGGAUGAGGCGGGAAGAGAAGUAGAAUCAGGCAGGAUUAAGGGCGGUUCUGAAACAGAACCGGUUCAGAACCAGAAAGAGUUUCCAGCCAAUCAGGAAGGAAAAAUCCAAGUCCUACUGAAGGGAACUGGACCUGCUGGAGAAUUGGGUCAGCAGGCGGUUCUGCUCAGUAGGACCGGGUCUCUGAACACUGCGGGCGUCGGUUCUGUCCAAUCCGGUGGUAUUCGGUUCGGUCCAGGAACAGAACCUGACUAGGUGGUACUGGAGUCCACGCAGCACUGUGAUGCAGAAAUAAUAAAAGAUUCUUACAGAAACAAACAAAACAUUAAAGAAUAAAAAAAUAAAAUUGUGUUUCUCCUGAUUGUAAAGAGAACCAGAACCAUUUUGACCCAAUAAAC